AUGAUUGGUUGGAGGGAUUGUCAACUAACCUGGGAUCCAAAUGAAUUUGCAGGUAUCACACAACUUCGUGUGCCUUAUUCCAGAUUAUGGAUUCCUGAUAUAUCGUUAUAUGAAAGGGUCUCUGAUGAAUUUUACGGACUAAAGGAUUAUCCUAUUUUAAUUUAUUCAGAUGGACUGGUCAAACUCAGUUUUCCAUCUACCGUAGAAGUAUUAUGUCCUGUCGACGUUACCAAUUUCCCGUUUGAUACUCAAGUUUGUCCACUUAAAUUUAGUUCUUGGGUAUAUCACGGAUUUCAUCUGAAUAUUACAUCAAACGCCAUGGCCGCCGACUUAAGUAAUAUAUUAGAAAAUGUAGAAUGGAUUAUAAAAAAAGGACCUGCUCAUAGACGUUUGUCGUAUUAUAUAUCAGUUCCAUAUCCAUAUCCAGAUGUUACAUUCAGCAUCUUCCUCGAGAGAAAGCCAGAUUAUUACGUUAACAAUAUUUUGAUACCUUCAUUUUUGAUCACAUGUAUCGCUAUUCUUGGUUUUUUCCUUCCCGUUGACUGUGGAGAAAAAGUUGCUCUGGAGUUGACAGUCAUGUUAGCAAUAUCAGUGUUCCAGUUACUCGUGGCAGAUAAAUUACCGCCAUCAUCUGACAGUACACCAUGGAUUGUUGUCUACUUCAAUUUUACACUAUUCCUUUCUGGGACAGCUUCACUUAUACAAGUCAUUGUUUUAAAUCUUCAUUAUCGUGCAGAUGAAAAAAUGUCUGACUGGAUUGUUUUCAAAGUCUUACAGCCACUUGCAAUAAUAUCUUUCACCAAUGUGCCAGGAUUUACACCUUUUCCAUGGAAAUCUAAACAGAAUGACAACAUAGAAAAGAAGGGAAUAACUAUUCCAGAAGAUGCUCAGCUGUGGAUUUUGCUGGCAAAGUGUGUUGAUAGAUUAGGUCUCGUGGUAUUUUUGUUGGUAUUUUUAAUCGGUACAGUGAUCAUUUUAAAACUUGCAGAUUGUAACUAGAUUGCCGCAAGUUCAGAGGAACUACAUUAGCAUAUGUGUUGUUCCUAGCUUCUUUUAUCACAUGUAAUGAAAUGUAGUGUUAUUAAGAACCAAAAGUGUUUUGUUGUAUUUGCUAGUGUGGUUGCAUGAUUUGUAUUGUAUGAUAUGUAUUAAAAGAUGAAGUUUCCAUG
Messenger RNA from Mytilus californianus (California mussel), 1169 nucleotides. RefSeq names its product neuronal acetylcholine receptor subunit alpha-10-like. Gene Ontology annotation, molecular function: extracellular ligand-gated monoatomic ion channel activity; acetylcholine receptor activity; acetylcholine binding. The record is from RefSeq and is a predicted model, not a curated record. The coding region runs from base 1 to 999 and encodes 332 amino acids. Lineage: Eukaryota; Metazoa; Mollusca; Bivalvia; Mytilida; Mytilidae. The transcript has 5 exons. Gene Ontology annotation, cellular component: acetylcholine-gated channel complex; neuron projection; membrane. Gene Ontology annotation, biological process: regulation of membrane potential; synaptic transmission, cholinergic; monoatomic ion transmembrane transport.